Phyllotreta striolata is the source of this 1386-nucleotide messenger RNA. The record is from the annotation of a GenBank genome assembly. Lineage: Eukaryota; Metazoa; Arthropoda; Insecta; Coleoptera; Chrysomelidae.
AUGCAUCUAAUAUCGAUCGUAAUAUUUCUGCUAUAUACAGUGCGUUCGAGAACCCAAGUGCCGGUGGAAAUCUACCGAAACUGGUCGGAAUUAGUGUCAAACGCCACGGUGAAUCUGACCGAUUUGAACCGGUUCCUGACCGAUCGAACCGCCCUCGACUACAACGUGGUGGUGAUCGAAAACGCGCGAAUUCCCGCCCUCCCCGACGACACGUUCAACGGCUUGGAAUUCGACGAAUUCCGGCUGACGAACGCCGGCCUGGCCGAAUUUCCCGCCGGACUUUUCCGGCGGUCGCGCGUCCGGCGCGUCUUCUUCGCCGGCAACGAGCUCGGGCGCGUCGCCGGCGGCGUCUUCGCCGGCGCCGCCGUCGAGGUGGCCGGCCUGGGCGCCAACCGGAUCGCCGACAUCGAAGGGGGCGCCUUCCGCGGCUUCGCGGCCGACUGGCUGGUGCUCAGCGACAAUCGAUUGAUGGCGAUCCGCGCCGACAUGUUCGCCGGAUCGACGGUGCGGGCGAUGAAGUUGAACGGGAACCGCGUGAUGGCGAUCGAACGGGCGGCGUUCGCGGGCGUCGCCGGGUUGAAGUCGAUCGAUUUGUCCGACAAUCAAUUGAGCAGCGUCGACGGGGCGUUCGACGAUCUGCCGGAUUUGGGCGAGUUGAAUUUGAGUUUUAAUAGGAUCGCGAACGUGGCGACCGGCGCGUUUUCCGGUUCGCCCAUCCAUUCGAUUUAUUUGACCGGCAAUCAACUCGAAGCGGUCCGACGCGGAGUCUUCAACGACCCCAAAUACACCUUCAUCUCGUUGGACAACAACCGCAUAACCGACAUAGAAGAGGACUCGUUCGCCAACACCACGCGCCUCCAAUACCUCAUCCUGUCCGAGAACAAGCUGGGCGUCUUGAACGCCACCGCUUUGGGCGGCGUCCGGCGCGCCAUCUGCCUCAAAUUGAACGGCAACGACGUCACGGAGGUGGGCGCCGGCGCGUUCGCUCGCGUCGAGCUCGCGGAGCUCGAUUUGAGCGCGAACUUUCUGCGCUCGAUCGAACGCGGGGACUUCGCGGGGGCGCGCGUUAAGAGCCUCAAAUUGUCGGGUAACGAGAUCGAGGCGAUCGAAGCGGGCGCUUUGGGGGAGGUGCGAGGACUGGCCUACGUCGAUUUGGACGACAAUCGAUUGGGCGAAGUCAAGGCGGACGCGAUCUGUUUGCCGCUCGCCAACGUAUCGAUGGUCAAUAAUCGAAUACGGAGAAUCGAUAAGAGUUUGUUGGUGGGGAACACCGGAGUGUACGAUUAUCGAUUGGAGAAUAAUCCUAUUUGGUAUAAUGGUAUAGACGACGAUGAUGAAGAUGAUAAUGAUGAUGAUAGCGAUGAUGAUGAUGAUGAUGAAGACUGA